Alternaria postmessia is the source of this 1470-nucleotide messenger RNA. RefSeq lists its product as uncharacterized. Gene Ontology annotation, cellular component: mitochondrion. Gene Ontology annotation, biological process: regulation of glucose metabolic process; protein phosphorylation. The record is from RefSeq and is a predicted model, not a curated record. The coding region runs from base 1 to 1470 and encodes 489 amino acids. Gene Ontology annotation, molecular function: pyruvate dehydrogenase (acetyl-transferring) kinase activity. The transcript has 2 exons. Lineage: Eukaryota; Fungi; Ascomycota; Dothideomycetes; Pleosporales; Pleosporaceae.
AUGGCACAGGUUCAACGGCCUCUGAUUAUCCAGUCGCAGAUGAUACGACUGUGCUGUCCGCGUACGGCCAGAAAGACACGCAGCGCAUUGUUUGCUAGAGGGAGUUGCUACCGGAAGCUGCAUACCAAGACGGUUACCGACAACGACAUCUCGCACUUGGCAAGCUUGCCGUUGCAUCCGUUGACGCUCGCCGAUCUAGUCAAACACGGAAGACCUCCGCUCACAACCCAACAACUCCUCACAUCCGCCAACUUUACCCUCUCGAUCCUGCCCGCCCGCCUCGCGCACCGAAUACAAUCGCUCCGCAACCUCCCGUUUAUCGUUGUAUCUAAUCCUCAUGUCUCCAAGAUACACUCGAAUUACAUGCAUAGCUUGUCGACGCUUUUACCAUGGGCCGAGCAGGAGAUAACGACGCUGGAGGAGGAAGUCAAGUUUACGGAGGUCAUGGCAGACCUGGUACAAACACAUGCCAAUACUAUUAGUAUACUGGCAAGAGGGUUUUUAGAGGCUAGGAAGUACAUCAGUCCCAAGGAUGUGACGCGUUUCCUGGACGAGCAUCUACGAGCGCGCAUAGGCACGAGAUUGAUUGCAGAGCAACACCUCUCGCUGCAUUUCUCCAGUCAACCGCAUUGCGAUGUGAUGCACGACGUAGACGAGAACCCAGGAUAUAUUGGUGUUAUCGAUACUAGGCUCAGGCCUGCGAGGAUUGUAGAUCAUUGCGCAAACGUGGUGGGCGAAAUCUGCGAGCUGAAAUACGGCGUCCGACCGACCAUUGUCAUCAACGGCGAACCCGACUACGAAUUUGCGCAUAUACCUGUUCACCUCGAAUACAUCAUCACUGAACUGCUCAAGAACGCGUUCCGCGCGACAGUAGAGAGUGGCAUGGAGCGCGAACCCAUCGAAGUGACCAUUGCCCCACUUCCGGAACUCGUACCUGAGGAUAGGAGAAGCGAGAACGUAGAAGACGUUCGCAAUAAGAAGAUUGAAAAUGAGGACCAGGGAAACGUAGACCAAGUCUCGCAGCGCUUCACAGGCAACAACUCGCCUACACCGCCUCCACCCGACUCGAACAUCCUCCCCCUCAAGCACAGCACGCCGGGAGUAACAAUAAGAAUCCGCGACCGAGGCGGUGGCAUCUCCCCCGACAACCUCUCGCAUAUCUGGGACUACAGCUUCACGACCUUCAACGACGCGCAAGCAACCUCGACCCUCUCAGGUGGUAAUAACUCAGCCAACGGCAUGGAUGCGCUAAACGCUUUUUCAGGAGCAGGCGGUGAUGGAGUGAACAGUCUGGCUGGGCUGGGCUAUGGAUUGCCGCUGGGGAGGGCCUACGCGGAAUACUUUGGUGGGGGUAUUGCGGUACAAAGUCUCUGGGGAUGGGGUACCGAUGUGUACCUUAGUUUGAGGGGUGUGGGGAGGGUAGACACUGUGCAGGAGGCCAAGGAGAGCGCAAGGAGGAAGCAGAAAUGA